GAGCCGAGGGGCGGUGCCCGGGCCAAGGGGCGGAGGCAGGCGGCUCUGGUUUCACUCCCGGGACGCUCUUUCCUUCCUCCUCUUGCUCCUCCUCCUGCCUCUCUUCGCUCCGCCUGCAAACGCGGUGGGGGCUGCUCGGCCGCCAAGAGCAGCAAGAGACAGGACGACAUGAGAGAUUGGACCGUGGGCUGCACUGGAGAAUUUACCGGUAGGAGAAUUCAUCCCCAAAGAGAUUGAAGUGAGCUUCAGAAUGGCCAAAGAGGAGCUCCGGAGUAUCUCAAGGAACUUGCAAGAACUGCAGAAGAAGCUGUCUCUGCUGAUAGACUCCUUCCAGAAUAAUUCAAAGCUGCCCCAACACAGCAGGAUCUCACUGGACUCUGAUGGAGUGUCCAGGCUGGGCAGUGCCAGCUCCGAGGUGGUGGCCUUUAUGAAGUCUCCAGUGGGUCAGUACUUGGACAGGCAUCCAUUUCUCGCCUUCACCUUGCUUGUGUUCAUUGUCAUGUCAGCUGUUCCUGUUGGAUUCUUCCUGCUCAUCGUGAUACUUACGUCCCUGGCUGCUCUGCUGGGGGUCAUCAUACUGGAAGGAUUGGUCAUCGCUGUGGGUGGCCUAUCACUGCUCUGCAUCCUCUGUGGUUUGGGCUUCGUGUCACUCAUCAUGUCGGGGAUGAUGAUAGCAUCCUAUGUAGUGGUCUCCAGCCUCAUCAACUACUGGUUUUCUCCCAGACCACUGACACAGCAAAACACCAAUGGUGACUUUCUGCCAGCCAUGAAGUCUGCAGACUUCGAGGGGCUUUACCAGGAAUGAGUGGCUGCUCAGAGGCCGGGCUUCUUUUCAAGUACUGCUGGAUCAUACUCACCCCUUGGGAUUAUGGCUCAGAAGAAGGGGGCUGGGUAGCAAGCACUCCUUGGCUGUGUCCUCUCGCUUUUUCACUUAUUUGUAGGAUCCUGCAGCAGCCAAUUUAGGGAUUGUGUUGUUCUUGUGUUGGUUCCCAUGUAAAGAAGCAGCAGAGAAAUGCGAUGGUUCAACAGCUCACCCUGCCCCAAAUAUGCAGACUUGACCUUGGCAGGGUCCUGGGCUUCUAGACUGUAGCCCAUUGACCCCAAAGCCUCAGGGCUUAUGUCGAAUGGUCCCAUUGGGAGCAACAGUGGUUGUUUAUAGUUUUUUGUUUUCAGAAAUGAGGGCAGCUGUUAAUUUUUUCACUCAUGUGAAACAAGAUGGGAAAAAAAAAAAAAAUCCAAAACAGAACAAGCCCUUCUAUGGUAUUUGCUUUUUAUCAGAAAGAACAGCAACAUUUGGCCUCUCCAAGUUGGAAAAUAGAGUCCAAAUGUAAUGUUGUGGCCAAGAGUAUUUUCAAAAAAGUGUAAAGGUGUAGUUUCCACUGUUACUGUUGAGUACUGUUAAGUGCUGUUAAUCUUUUACAUAUUUGCACUUGGUACUUUUGUAUUGUUUUAAAGAGCUUGUCCUGUUAAGUCAUUUCUUUCUUUUUUUGUUUUUGUUUUUUUUUUUUUUUUUGAGACGGAGUUUCCCUCUUGUUGCCCAGGGUGCAGUGCAAUGGUGCAGUCUCGGCUCACUGCAACCUCCGACUCCCAGGUUCAAGCAAGUCUCCUGCCUCAGCCUCCCAAGUGGCACCAGCCACUGUGCCCGGCUAGUUUUUUGUGUGUUUUUUUUUUUUCCAGUACAGAUGGGGUUUCACCAUGUUGGUCAGGCUGGUCUCGAACUCCUGACCUCAGGUGAUCCACCCACCUUGGCCUCCCAAAGUGCUGGGAUUACAGGCGUGAGCCACCGUGCCCAACCUAAGCCAAUGCUAAAGGACUAGAAAGUAAAAAUAAAACUUCCUAUGGGAUUUCCUAGUG
Mandrillus leucophaeus (drill) is the source of this 1854-nucleotide messenger RNA. RefSeq names its product transmembrane protein 159 (gene LDAF1). NCBI's taxonomy places the organism in Eukaryota, Metazoa, Chordata, Mammalia, Primates, Cercopithecidae. The record is from RefSeq and is a predicted model, not a curated record.